GGGGACAUCCCCCAGCCCCGGCGGCCGCUUUGCUCCCUCUGUGUGUGCUGGGGACGCGCUCGGUGCUUUCUGGCUCUACGCUGGUUUUCCCAUCGCUGCCUUUUGGGGAGCAGCGAGGCGGUGGGUUCCAGGCGACCAGCAGGAUGCAACUCUUCCACUGUGGCCUCGCAGCCCUGCAGCUGAUGGGAUUUGCUUCUUGUACCAACUUGGAGGAUGGCCCUGCUUGUGGGGCAUCUGUUGGGCUAGGGAGCAUUUGAUGGUCCUGCAACAUCCGUCCCCAUGGAGGGGCUGUCUCGCCGACAGUGGGACCACCUGCUUGCCGUCCCUGUGCUGCGCACAGGGAUAGGUGCUGGGGAAGGGGCUUUGGUGAGGAGGAUGCCGUGUCCUCAUCCUGCUAUGGCUCAGCCCCAGUGGCUAUCAGUGCAGCACUGGGUGGGGGGCUCAGCAGUGGCAGUGCCAGAUGGAGGCACAGAGAUUGUGGGGUUACAGCGGGCGCUGUGGGUUUGGGUCCCUGGUGCCAGGGCUCACUGUCACCUCUCGUCACAGAGCUUGAUGGCAGCAUCUUGUGAGAUCAGCAACAUCUUCUCCAACUACAUCAGCGCCAUGUACCAACCCGAGGAGGUGCAGCUGCCCCCGGAUGUGCUGGGAUGCCCCGGGGAGGACAGCAGCAUGGGGCUGAGCCUCUCCACCAGCCAACCCCUGGCAGAGGGUACAGACAAGCCGGAGUGGUUCGGUGAGCUCCCAUACUUCUGGACCAAGGUGCAGGUGCUGGAGUGGAUCAGCUACCAUGUGGAGAAGAACAAGUACGAUGCCAGCUCCAUUGACUUCUCCUGCUGCAACAUGGAUGGGCACGCGCUCUGCCACUGCACCAGGGACCAGAUGCGCCUCAUAUUUGGGCCGCUGGGGGAUGAGCUGUAUGACCGCCUGCAUGAGAUCACCUCUGAUGAGCUGAGCUGGAUCAUUGAGCUGCUGGAGAAAGAGGAUGCAGAUUCCCAAGAGACCUCCCUGGACAGCAGCCACCUGGAGCUCGGCAAUCCCUGUGCCAAGGACUCCCUGGAGGACCUGAAGCCCACAAACCCUUUCCUCGCCACAGACUUCACCUGCUUGUCCGGCGCCAUGUCCCCAGGCAGCUCUGACCUCUCAGGACCCGUGAUGUCCCACAGUCCAAACUCCCAGGACUCCGGUGGAAGCGACCUCGACCUCGAUCCCAUGGAAGCAAAGCUUUUUCCUGAGGGCAGCAAGAAAGGGGAUGGUAAACACGGCAAGCGGAAACGGGGCCGGCCUCGAAAACUCAGCAAGGACAGCAGAGAGUGCCUGGAGGGUCGGAAAAGUAAGCACUCCCCACGAGGAACUCACCUGUGGGAGUUCAUCCGUGACAUCCUGAUCCACCCCGAGCUGAACGAGGGGCUGAUGAAGUGGGAGGACCGACGCGAGGGUGUCUUCAAGUUCCUGCGCUCCGAGGCGGUGGCUCAGCUCUGGGGGCAGAAGAAGAAGAACAGCAGCAUGACCUACGAGAAGCUGAGCCGAGCAAUGCGAUAUUACUACAAACGGGAGAUCUUGGAGAGGGUCGAUGGACGUCGCCUGGUCUACAAGUUUGGGAAGAACUCCAGCGGAUGGAAGGAGGAGGAGGUGCUCAACAGGAACAAGGAGCUGUAGGAGCCCCGGAUCAGCCCUAGCUCCUUGGCAGGAGUUUUUUGUGCAGACGGACUGGAAGAUGCUGCCCCAUGCAGCACGUGGCACUCCGAGCCUUGUGUGGGCACAUUCGUGUGUGUGCUGGUGUCCACCAGCACCAAGGUGUUUAAAGCUAAUAUUUUGGCUCCAGUAGGUUAUUGUAAACCAUUAUUUCUCUUGCUGGAUUUGUACCUCCAACUGGAGAGGCAGUGACUUUGGGACUUCGUCUGUUUCAAAGCCUGGACAAGAACAAUGGGAAGAGAAGAAUGAGUGGCAUUAGGCACUGAUGUGAUGGCGCAGCAGGUUCCUGCUGGCACCCACCCGUGACUUGUCCCAGCCACCUGCUCCUGUGGGAUGGGUGAAGCCCCUCUGUGCAGCAUCUCAGAGCAAUGUCUGCCACGAGAAGACGGGAACACUGCAGAGCUUUACCCGAUCCCAGUGAGUCCAAAGAGCGCCCAAGGACUGAGUUCACCAGGGCUUGGCUGUGUUUCCAGCCCAGCUCCCCAGGAACAGGCUUUUUCCCUAAGAGUAGCUUCUAAUUUAUGUAAGAGAAAACGAAUAUACAGAUAUAUUUUUUCAUGUGUAAGGCAUUCUUGCGUGAUGGUGUGCACUGUGGGGCAAAUACGUGUCCUGCAUUGCUCACGGGAGGUGAUGCUCAGCUGGACUGAAGUGAUGUCAGGGGGCACAGGCUGGAACUGUGUUAGCCCUGGGAGGGAGAUGCCGACCCACCAGGCACCCACAGAUCCCUCCUUUUGAGCUGGGAAUGUCAGAGGAAUAAACUGUUGUCUGG
This is a messenger RNA of Phasianus colchicus (ring-necked pheasant), 2461 nucleotides long. The record is from RefSeq and is a predicted model, not a curated record. NCBI's taxonomy places the organism in Eukaryota, Metazoa, Chordata, Aves, Galliformes, Phasianidae.